Molecule: messenger RNA, 1437 nt
Organism: Colletotrichum higginsianum IMI 349063
Lineage: Eukaryota; Fungi; Ascomycota; Sordariomycetes; Glomerellales; Glomerellaceae
Product: F-box domain-containing protein
Exons: 1
Coding region: 1-1437 (478 amino acids)
Source: RefSeq, a predicted model, not a curated record
AUGAGCUCACAAACUCGAGCCGGAGCCGAGCUGGAGCAACAGACGGCCCUUGAAAAUAAACCGCUUGCUGGAUGGCCUGCACUUCCAACGGAGCUUCGCCUCCCGAUUUUGGACGAGUUGGAGAAGCAACUUUCUUCUGCCAGCAACCAUUACGUCCGCACUUGGGCCAGCGUAUCGAAAGAGUGGCGUUCCUACUUCGAACCUUUGCUAUGGCGGACGCUGAUCUUUCGGUCAUCCACUUUAGAGUCGGGCCUUGCCGGCUUGAGAGAGAUCAUGGCGGAUCACCGAAGAAGCUUGGUCAGGAAAAUCUCGCUUCACAUCGACCUGGAGAGCUACACCUGCGAGGAGUGCGACCAGCGGGAAAGCAGAGAGACUAUGAUGGCGAACAACGCGAGGUUCUCUGACGCGAUGAUAAAACUCUUCAGCGUCCUUGCAAGCUGGCCCUCGCAUGACCCAGGAGACGGAAUCGCGCUUGAGUUGAGCGCCAGCUCGCCGAGCGAUGCGCGGCAUCUGAGUUCAUCACCGAAACACGAACGCUGUGAACGCAGCCGGUCGCCUGGAUACUCACUCACCGGUGUUGAGCAGCGCUUGCUCGGUAACCUUCUUACGCUUACCUGGCCCUUUGCGAAUAUGGCCCUAGCUCCGAUUCCCAUCAUCCAUUCAUUUGUCGUCAAGCAGAAACUAUGUCGGAGCAUCCGCCACACGUCAAUGGAGCAUAUUCUCGGCAGCUUGCCGAGUCUUCGCAACAUUAACUACGAACCAUGGCUUGGAAUAGAAGAUCAAGACAUUUAUAACGUCGAGCUUGUGAGUCGCCUGGUGCUCAAAACCUCGAGUCGCCCCGACGUACGCAGAAUAAGCGUGUGGUUAGCCCAGAACCGAAGCAUACUCGAAAGCGAAAGCGACGCAUUUGCCUCGAUGCCCGAGAAUUACAUCAUCUCCACCGAAGCAGUCCGGAGUAGCUAUAAUCUCCAAGAACUGGCCGUUUCCCAUGCAGUGGAUGCAGAAAACUUCCUCCAGUACUGGGUUGGGCUUCCACGGGAUGCGCCAAGUCCAAAGAUCGAACACUUAGCACUCACCUAUCCGUUUCGACACCUGGCCCAUGACCCGGUAAAGGCAAUACACCUUAUUAAAACAGCAGCUCAGGCGGCCCGGUGGAUGCCUCGUAUAAAAAUUCUUGAAGUGUGGGCCGGUGGUACUGGCGAAGGGUUCUUCUUCAGGUAUCAAGUAAAGGAGGACGAAGUCAAACUCACGGUGGGCGCUACCUGGAAAAUCCCUCUGAGUGAUGCGAUCUUGUCGAAAUGGGAAAAGGUAGUUAGCCGACACCACCCAGGUCUCACGCUCCAGUCCGUCAGUCAGCGCAUCGACCCGGCCGUUUUGACCAAGCCGGAGAGCAUCUGUGAGCAUCUGGAGUUGUACCACUUGAUUCGGCAGUGGUAA